AAGGCCCGCCUCCUAGAACUCACGCGGGCUUCUUAUUGGCCUUUAGGAUCGGGUUUGGUGAGUUGGGAUACUCCCAUAAGAAAAAUAAUUUUUCAUCUAUUUCACGUCUGCUUUUCGCCCCUGUUACUGUGAUCGCCGGGUCCGGAACAGAUACAGCAUUCAAGCUUUUGCCUGUGGAGCCACGGCUUCCGCCCGUAUCCAAGAUGGCUUCCUGGCGUCCUUCUUGACUUCCACCUGCCUUGGUGGCAUCUGACGUCGGAGCUGGUAGUGGGUGGAGCGGUUAACAACCCGCAAAUGUAGGGUCCUUUGAGCGGGAGUCAGCCAUGGACUGGAAAGACGUGCUCCGCCGGCGCUUAGCCUCGCCCAGCACGGAUCCGAAGCUACCAAGCCAUACUAAAGAAACUGUAGGCUUGGUUCAAGGUUAAAGGUUAACAUGACAAGUAUGAAAACUGCCCUGAAAAGUGAAGUGCUGAAGAAUCAGUCCCUGGCGUCAUCUCAGGAAGAAAAUGAGAAGCAAAAAUGGCUUUGAGAAACUAGAUGGCAGAGUUGAAGAACCCGGGAAAAAAAGUGAACAAGAAUUAAAAGAUGAAGAAAUGGAUUUAUUUACCAAAUAUUAUUCCGAAUGGAAAGGAGGUAGCAAAAACACAAACGAAUUCUAUAAGACCAUUCCCCGGUUUUAUUACAGGUUGCCAGCGGAAGACGAAGUCUUACUACAGAAAUUAAGAGAGGAAUCAAGAGCUGUAUUUCUACAGAGGAAAAGCAGAGAACUCCUAGAUAAUGAAGAAUUACAGAAUUUAUGGUUUUUGCUGGAUAAACACCAGAUACCACCUAUGAUUGGAGAGGAAGCAAUGAUCAAUUAUGAAAAUUUUUUGAAGGUUGGUGAAAAGGCUGGACCAAAGUGCAAGCAAUUUUUUACUGCAAAAGUCUUUGCCAAGCUCCUUCACACAGACUCAUAUGGGAGGAUUUCCAUCAUGCAGUUCUUCAACUACGUCAUGCGGAAAGUUUGGCUGCAUCAGACAAGAAUAGGACUCAGUUUGUAUGAUGUUGCUGGGCAAGGAUACCUUCGGGAGUCAGACUUAGAAAACUACAUACUGGAACUUAUUCCUACUUUGCCACAAUUAGAUGGGCUAGAAAAAUCCUUUUACUCCUUUUAUGUCUGUACAGCAGUUAGGAAGUUCUUCUUCUUUUUGGACCCUCUAAGAACAGGGAAGAUCAAAAUUCAAGAUAUUUUAGCAUGCAGCUUCCUAGAUGAUUUACUGGAGCUAAGGGAUGAGGAAUUGUCCAAAGAGUGUCAAGAAACAAAUUGGUUUUCUGCUCCUUCCGCCCUGAGGGUCUAUGGUCAGUAUUUGAAUCUUGAUAAAGAUCACAAUGGCAUGCUCAGUAAAGAAGAACUCUCCCGUUAUGGAACAGCAACCAUGACCAAUGUCUUCUUAGACCGUGUUUUCCAGGAGUGUCUCACCUAUGAUGGAGAAAUGGACUACAAGACCUACCUGGAUUUUGUUCUCGCCUUGGAAAACAGAAAGGAGCCUGCAGCUCUGCAAUACAUGUUCAAACUGCUGGACAUCGAGAACAAGGGCUAUCUGAACGUCUUCUCCCUGAAUUACUUCUUUAGGGCCAUACAAGAACUAAUGAAAAUCCAUGGACAGGAUCCUGUUUCAUUUCAAGAUGUCAAGGAUGAAAUCUUUGACAUGGUAAAACCAAAGGAUCCUUUGAAAAUCUCGCUUCAGGAUCUGAUCAACAGUAAUCAAGGAGACACAGUCACCACCAUCUUAAUCGAUCUGAAUGGCUUCUGGACUUAUGAGAACAGAGAAGCCCUUGUUGCUAAUGACAAUGAGAACUCUGCAGACCUCGAUGACACAUGACCUCUGAAAGACACACUGCCUUCAUAAAGACGCCUGAAGGCUGCAUGCAAACCCUGAGGCAGAGUCUUUAGAAACAUCCUAAAUAAAACUCAUCACAUGUCUGUAAACAC
Arvicola amphibius (Eurasian water vole) is the source of this 1972-nucleotide messenger RNA. It is a transcript of the gene Ppp2r3c, whose product is annotated as protein phosphatase 2 regulatory subunit B''gamma. Bases 507 to 1862 code for a protein of 451 amino acids. The transcript has 14 exons. Gene Ontology annotation, biological process: T cell homeostasis; cortical cytoskeleton organization; microtubule cytoskeleton organization. Gene Ontology annotation, cellular component: centrosome; spindle. The record is from RefSeq and is a predicted model, not a curated record. Lineage: Eukaryota; Metazoa; Chordata; Mammalia; Rodentia; Cricetidae.